Psammomys obesus (fat sand rat) is the source of this 1014-nucleotide messenger RNA. RefSeq names its product endothelin 3 (gene Edn3). Gene Ontology annotation, cellular component: extracellular region. NCBI's taxonomy places the organism in Eukaryota, Metazoa, Chordata, Mammalia, Rodentia, Muridae. Bases 190 to 840 code for a protein of 216 amino acids. The transcript has 5 exons. The record is from RefSeq and is a predicted model, not a curated record. Gene Ontology annotation, molecular function: endothelin B receptor binding; hormone activity. Gene Ontology annotation, biological process: intracellular calcium ion homeostasis; regulation of systemic arterial blood pressure by endothelin; vein smooth muscle contraction.
CCAGCCCUGCACAGGGAUGGGCAGCUCGCUCUGAAAGUUCGUGACCGCCGCAGCCAACUAACUCUGAGCGCCGGGACGCGCAGGUCAGGCAGCAGCAGAACUCGGAAAGCUGUACCCUGUCCCAGUGCCCUUUCUCGGUCACAAGCGUCCACCCUCCAGGCCCGGUGCCCCAGCGCCUGAUCGGGGUUCAUGGAGCCUGGGCUGUUGCUCCUUCUGGGGCUCACAGUGACCUCCGCUGCAGGAUUUGCGCCUUGCCCCAACCCCAGGGACUCUGGAAGAGCCAGUGUGUCCCAGGGGCCCCCUGAAGCUGGAUCGGAGGGGGACUGUAAAGAGACUGUGGCUGGCCCUGAGGAGAGGACUGUGGCCCCAACAACUGCCCCACCUGCCCCACCUGGAGGUGCUGGGCAGGACCGGGGACCAGGCAGGCCUGGGGAGCAGACGGGCGAGGGGGUCCCCGCACGCCACCGUCCUCGGCGCUGCACGUGCUUCACUUACAAGGACAAGGAGUGCGUGUACUACUGUCACCUGGACAUCAUCUGGAUCAACACCCCUGAACAGACUGUGCCCUAUGGACUGUCCAACUAUAGAGGAAGCCUCCGGGGAAAGAGGUCCUCUGGACCAUUUCCGGAAAGCUCCCAGCCUUCUCCACGGACCCAUUUGCGCUGUGCUUGUGUGGAGACAGACGACAAGGCCUGUGCACACUUCUGCACACACACUACAGAUGUCUCCAGUGAUUCCAGGAGAGCAGAAAGACCAGCUGAAGAGGAGAAGAGAGAGACAGGAGGUCCACGUCAAAGAAAUAGGUUGAAGUCGAGAACAGAUAAAGGCCUCCAGCCUUAAUGAGCCCUAGCAGGCCACAACCGAUGCUUCUUGCUUCCUGCAGCAGACUUCAUCCUUGCCCUCCCUGCCUGCCAAAGGCCUUUCAGGAAAGAGGCAUGGUGCUUACACAGUUUAACUUUCCACCUCUUUAGGGACGGGGGGAGAGUUGGCCUGAGGCAAAAAAAAAAAAAAAAA